AUGAAGCGUUCGGAUGAGAAACGCGCUAAGUCCCCCAAACCCUCCAAGAAAAAGGUGAAAACAGAUUCGCCGUCGGUAAAGUCUUCCAAGAAGCCGAAACCCUCGGCUACAGCCACAGACGGAGCGGCGAAGAGCUCGCUGCGCGCCGAUGACGACACGUGGAAGCAGCGCGCCUCGAUCGACAAGGACCUCGCCGAUCGUUCUGCCGGCAGCGACGGCGACGCCGCAGACGGCGCUGAGCCGGCCGCUGCCGGCGCGGCCGGCAAGGCAGGGGGGGGCGAGGCCGGCACGGGUGAUGGCUAUGAGGAGAUGACGGGGCUAGUUCUUCGUAACGAGGAGUUUGAGGACGGCAACACGGGCGGCAGCGGCAGUGGCGGCGUGCGAUGCCUGCACGAAGUUGCGUACCCCAAGGGCUGGAAGCUUCCUACCAGCAAGGAAGCUGCGCGGAAACCGCUGCCAGAGAAGCCCGCCAAGGAGUACCCGUUUAAGCUUGACCCGUUUCAGGAAGAGGCCAGAGAGAGAGAGAUUCUUCCACGUCCUUCCCUUUCUCUCCUCCCUUCCUCACACACUCAGGUCUCAGCACACACAUCAGCAGGCAAGACAGUGGUAGCAGAGUACGCGAUAGCCAUGGUGAUGCGGGACAACCAGCGCGUCGUGUACACGUCGCCCAUCAAGCCUCUCCCACUCUCAUUCCCUCCCCCAACUCACUCUCCCCCACUCACUGCGGCAGGUAUCAGCACACACAUCAGCAGGCAAGACUGUGGUGGCGGAAUACGCCAUAGCCAUGGCGAUGCGGGACAACCAGUGCGUCGUGUACACAUCGCCCAUCAAGGCGCUGAGCAACCGAAGCACUCCCACUUUCUUCCCUCUCACUUCCUCUUCCCACUCCUCACCCUUUUUCUCCCGUUCCCUCACUCCCUCACUCCUUGUGUCCAUUAUUCGCAGGUAUCAGCACACACAUCAGCAGGCAAGACUGUGGUGGCGGAAUAUGCCAUAGCCAUGGCGAUGCGGGACAACCAGCGCGUCGUGUACACGUCGCCCAUCAAGGCGCUGAGCAAUCAGAAGUUCCGCGAGAUGAGUCAGGAGUUUGGGGACGUGGGGCUCAUGACUGGGGAUGUCACCAUCGCCCCCAACGCCACCUGCCUGGUUAUGACGACCGAAAUUCUCCGCAGCAUGCUCUAUCGAGGAUCUGACUUCGUGCGCGAGGUGGGGUGGAUAAUUUUCGACGAGGUGCAUUACCUGAGGGACAAGGAGCGAGGGGUGGUGUGGGAGGAGAGUAUCGUCAUGGCUCCCAAGUCCUCCCGCUUCGUCUUCCUCUCCGCUACGGUCCCCAAUGCACGCGAGUUUGCUGAGUGGGUGGCAAAGGUGCACCAGCAGCCGUGCCACAUUGUAUACACAGACUACCGCCCCACGCCCCUGCAGCACUACAUCUUCCCGGCAGGGGGCAUGGGCCUAUUCCUAGCCGUCGACGAGAAGGGCAAGUUCCGCGAAGCUUCCUUCCAGAAGGCGAUGAACGUAGUGGAAGGGGGAGAAGGGGGCGGAGGAAAGGGGGAGGACGGGGAGGACGGGGGGAAGAAAGGGGGGAAGUGGGGGAAGGGGAAGCGGGGGGCAGGAGGGGGCGGCCCGGGGGGAGCCGGGGGAGGGGGAGGGGGGAAGAAAGGGGAGGAGAGUGAUAUAUACAAGAUAGUGAAGAUGAUAAUGCAGAGGCAGUAUGACCCGGUGAUUGUGUUCUCCUUCAGUCGGGCUGAUUGUGAGGCACUGGCGCUGCAGAUGUCACGGAUGGAUUUGAAUGACGAUGAUGAGAAGACGCUGAUUGAUGGGAUCUUCAGGAAUGCCAUUGACAGCCUGGCAGAAGAGGACAAGAAGCUGCCGCAGGUGGGUGAAGCUGCCUCAGGUGCGUGCGUGAAGCUGCCUCAGAUGUCUCGCAUGGACUUGAAUGACGAUGAUGAGAAGACGCUGAUUGACGGGAUUUUCAGGAAUGCGAUUGACAGCCUGGCAGAAAGACAAGAAGCUGCCGCAGGUGAGGGAGUGCAUGAAGAGUGGAUGUCUCGCAUGGACUUGAACGACGAUGACGAGAAGACGCUGAUUGAUGGAAUUUUCAGGAAUGCGAUUGACAGCCUGGCAGAGGAAGACAAGAAGCUGCCGCAGGUGAACAGCAUGCUGCCGCUGCUGCGGAGGGGCAUCGGCAUCCACCACUCGGGGCUGCUUCCGCUGCUGAAAGAAGUCAUCGAAAUCCUCUUCCAAGAGGGGCUGCUCAAGUGCCUGUUUGCCACGGAGACGUUCAGCAUUGGGCUCAACAUGCCGGCCAAGACGGUUGUGUUCACCAACGUGCGCAAGUGGGAUGGCACCAAGUCCCGGUGGCUGUCAGGAGGCGAGUACAUUCAGAUGAGCGGGCGGGCAGGCAGGCGAGGCCUGGACGACCGGGGUAUCUGCAUUCUCAUGGUGGACUCGCGGAUGGAACCAGCCGUUGCCAAGGGGAUGGUCAAGGGCUCUGCAGACCCCCUAGUGAGCCGUUGCCAAGGGGAUGGUCAAGGGCUCUGCGGACCCGCUAGUGAGGUAAAGUGUGCUUCCUGUCUUAUAAAGGCAGUCUACAACCCACCAGUGUACUACAGCGGCAUCUGCAUUCUGAUGGUGGACUCGCGCAUGGAUGGAACCGGCCGUGGCCAAGGGGAUGGUCACAGGCUUGGCAUGGCAGACCCCUUCGUGAGCGCGUUCCACCUGUCGUACAACUUCAUUCUGAACCAGCUGAGGAGUCCAGAAGUGGAGAUAGAGCAGACUAUCAGAAGCUCCUACCGCCAGUUCCAAUCAGACCGAGCAUUACCAGCACUGCAGGAACGCUUACAAGCAUUGGAAGCUGAACAUUCAACAAUCAGCAUCCCCGAUGAGUCGUCUCUCCUCGCCCUCCUCUCCCUCCGCCGCCAACUCUCCGCUCUGAGGGCUCAGAUCCGCUCCUCCCUCACCACUCCCUCUUUACCACAGCCAAACUCUCGCCUUUCCCUGCCCUGCCCCCUUUCUCCCCCCAACAGGCGCGCUUGCAAGCACUGGAAGCGGAGCAUUCAGCAAUCAGCAUCCCUGACGAGUCGCGGCCCCAUUGGGAGUUGUGUAUGGGGCCCCCCAGGCGGCCCCAUUGGGAGUUGUGUAUGGGGCCCCCCAGGCGGCCCCAUUGGGAGUUGUGUAUGGGGCCCCCCAGGCGGCCCCAUUGGGAGUUGUGUAUGGGGCCCCCCAGGCGGCCCCAUUGGGAGUUGUGUAUGGGGCCCCCCAGGCGGCCCCAUUGGGAGUUGUGUAUGGGGCCCCCCAGGCGGCCCCAUUGGGAGUUGUGUAUGGGGCCCCCCAGGCGGCCCCAUUGGGAGUUGUGUAUGGGGCCCCCCAGGCGGCCCCAUUGGGAGUUGUGUAUGGGGCCCCCCAGGCGGCCCCAUUGGGAGUUGUGUAUGGGGCCCCCCAGGCGGCCCCAUUGGGAGUUGUGUAUGGGGCCCCCCAGGCGGCCCCAUUGGGAGUUGUGUAUGGGGCCCCCCAGGCGGCCCCAUUGGGAGUUGUGUAUGGGGCCCCCCAGGCGGCCCCAUUGGGAGUUGUGUAUGGGGCCCCCCAGGCGGCCCCAUUGGGAGUUGUGUAUGGGGCCCCCCAGGCGGCCCCAUUGGGAGUUGUGUAUGGGGCCCCCCAGGCGGCCCCAUUGGGAGUUGUGCGGCGGAAGCAGCAGCUGACGUGGCGUAUGACGUGGACAUUCUCACGCGGUGUGUGGAGGAAGGAAGUGCAGGGCGCAUGGGGCCGCCUGGGGGCCCCAGGAAGGUGGUGCGGCCGUGCAGACCGGGGGAGGAGGGAGGCAAUCCAUUGGUUGCCUCGUUCCCUCUAACUCAGCUGGAUGGCAUAAGCGCAGUGCGCCUCUUUCUCCCAAAGGACCUGAAGCACAAGGAGCCAAGAGAGGCCGCCCUGAAGUCGCUGCAGCAGCUGCUGCUGAGAGCUGGGGCAGAUGGCGUGCAAAUGCUGGACCCUGAAGAGGAUAUGGAG
Molecule: messenger RNA, 4002 nt
Organism: Closterium sp. NIES-65
Lineage: Eukaryota; Viridiplantae; Streptophyta; Zygnematophyceae; Desmidiales; Closteriaceae
Source: the annotation of a GenBank genome assembly